Molecule: messenger RNA, 888 nt
Organism: Patiria miniata (bat star)
Lineage: Eukaryota; Metazoa; Echinodermata; Asteroidea; Valvatida; Asterinidae
Exons: 3
Coding region: 109-888 (259 amino acids)
Source: RefSeq, a predicted model, not a curated record
UUCUCUUUGAUUUACCAGAAGAGGACAAAGCCCAAGAACGGUGUAUGUCAAAGACGACGAUAUCAGUCCCCACCUUCAACCAAAAUUGUCUUCGAAGAUGCACUGAUAAUGCUGUUCGACAGCUGCAGGAAGUGCAGGUCGUCAAGGGUAGAGCUGCAGAAGCGUCUCUUUGGCUCUAAUCUGAAAGUGACACAGGAUUGUCUGAGAUGCAACAGGCAGAGCGAAUGGAGUUCACAGCCAUUUCUUGCGGCCACACCAGCUGGCAAUCUACUGCUGUCCGCUGCCAUUUUGUUUGGUGGGCAGGGUCCCAAUGAGGUGCUGUGCCUGCUGAACAGCAUGGGUGUAACAACACACUCAGUCAGGUCCUUCUUUAUCCAUCCAGAGAAGUACCUCCUGCCUGCUGUGGAGAGGACCUGGGAUGAGCAUGUGCAUGAUCUGCACAGAAUGCUGAAUGAGACCGGGACGCCAUUAAUCAUUGGAGGAGAUGGCCGGGCAGACAGCCCUGGGUAUUCUGCCAAAUAUGGCUCCUACACUGCCCAGAAGCUGAAUCACAACAAAAUCAUCCAUCUCCAGCUUGCACAGAACAAUGAAGUGAAGAAUUCGGGACACAUGGAGUUGGAGGGUUUUAAAAGAAUGAUGUCAUCCUUGAGAGUAGCUGGCCUAACAGUUGAGAAGGUCGUCACAGACCGUCACCGCCAGCUCGCCAAAUAUGUCCGAGAGCAGGAACUAGAUGUACUACAUAUGUUCGAGGUCUCAAAAAGAAGGUUGACAAGCUCGCAAAGAAGAAGGGUCUCGAAGAAGUGGGGGACUGGAAGAGAAGCAUCAACAAUCACUUAUACUGGUGUGCCUCAAUCAACCACCAAUAAAGAAGAGGACCAUGAGAGGUGA